Messenger RNA from Mixia osmundae IAM 14324, 588 nucleotides. RefSeq lists its product as uncharacterized. The coding region runs from base 1 to 588 and encodes 195 amino acids. Lineage: Eukaryota; Fungi; Basidiomycota; Mixiomycetes; Mixiales; Mixiaceae. The transcript is spliced from 4 exons. The record is from RefSeq and is a predicted model, not a curated record.
AUGAAGGAAAGGCUGCUUGACGCUGCCGGCAGUACCGGCGCACCCGAUGGUACUUCCAACAGGCUCGAAGAACGCUUCCCGGUCCCUGUGCGCCGAAGAGAAUACAAUAUGACCCACAGCGUCAGAGGAAGCUGCUUCAAGACCGAUCCUACCAUCUAUUCGACUGUUGCUGCACACGGUCAAGUCGUCCUCAAGACCAACGAACUAGGCGAAAGGUUCUAUCCCGAUGUCGUGCUCGUCCCCGGUGCUGGUAUGCAUAGUAUGAAGACGCUUGAAGAGGGAGCAGGCGGCAAUUCCUACAGAGUGGCCUUUGUCAUGCAGCUCAAGUCCUCGCAGGCCGGUUGGAGCAGCUGCUGCACUACAUACUAUACUUGGGUGGGCUGGUUCAGCUGGCGCAUGAUGGCUGUCAGCUUCGAAAAGAUCAGUAUGUACCAGUACUGCUUUCCACAUCGUUUCUCUGGAGCGAUCCGGGACAAGUGCGACGCUUUCGUCAUCUUGAGCCUUGGCAAUCCCUCAAGCGUCACCAAGUGCAAUAUUGCGCUUUCUGAAGAGACUUGCGAGCAGUGCGAUGAGAAUACAGCAUGGUGA